This is a messenger RNA of Lentinula edodes (shiitake mushroom), 651 nucleotides long. RefSeq lists its product as uncharacterized. The transcript has a single exon. NCBI's taxonomy places the organism in Eukaryota, Fungi, Basidiomycota, Agaricomycetes, Agaricales, Omphalotaceae. Bases 1 to 651 code for a protein of 216 amino acids. The record is from RefSeq and is a predicted model, not a curated record.
AUGGACCAGAACCAGAACCAAAACCCUUGGGAUCCGAAUGCUGGAUCAACAGCACCGUCGUCAGUUUCUUCCAUUCCUCCUUCACCCUCACCAACAUCAUUGGAUGAUGUACUCAGAGCAGUACUGAGUGGACAGUCGGAAAUGCGCAGAGAGCUGCAGAGUUUUCAGUCCACGGUGAUCACAGAGUUUGUGAAAUAUGAAGGUCGGGUUCAGCAGGUAGAAGCACAGUUCUUAGAACUUCACCAGACAACCAAAGCACACUCGGAGGAGCUAAGCCAUGUUCGCGGUGAAUUGUCAAGUAUCUCGGAACACUUGGUUACACCAACCAACCACGAGACGGCUAUCCAGGCCCUACAAGCGGAGUUAACAGCCCUUCGAACCCAAAUUUCAUCAAACUCGACUGCAUUAACAGUCUCCGGAUGCCCUGCCCACAAUCCUCGCAUGCCAGCAGACUCGUCAUAUGAUGGAAAGACCCAGGAUGGUGCCGCGGAAUUCAUUCGGCGUAUCAAAGUCCACUCGCAACAGGUCUUGUUCUCCAGCAACCGCGCCAAGAUUCUCUUUGCUAUGGGAUAUCUCACAGGCGAAGCAUCGAAAUGGGCAGACCUGUUUGUCGAAGACGCCGAGGAUGCCGGCUCGAACUGGGAUGAAUGA